CAUUUUGGAUCCAUGUGGUUAGACACAUUACCUGCAGCAGUCAUUCUCUCAGGCUGUUGUAUUAGUUUGAUAUCAUCGGUUUGCAACCAUGCCGAACGCCUCAGAGCAGCGUCCAUACCUGGUUCUGGAGAACUACAUCGGAGGGAAGUUCAUCCCUAGUCUGAACCACAUCGACUCCUACGACCCGUCCAUCGGGGAGGUCUACUGCAAAGUGCCUGACAGCGGCAAGGAGGAGGUGGAGGCAGCGGUGGCGGCAGCUAAAGAAGCCUUCCCUGACUGGUCCGCCCGCAGCCCAGAGCAGCGAGCACAGGUCCUCAACAAGCUGGCUGACCUGUUGGAAGCCCACCUAGAGGAGUUGGCCCAAGCUGAGUCCAGAGACCAAGGUAAAACCGUAACAUUUGCACGGACUGUGGACAUUCCUCGAUCGGCGUACAACUUCCGGUUCUUUGCGUCAUCGUUGCUCCACCACACCACCGACUGCAGCCAGAUGGACCACAUGGGCUGCCUGAACUACACUAUCCGCUGCCCUGUGGGAGUGGCUGGUCUGAUCAGCCCCUGGAAUCUCCCCCUGUACCUGCUGACAUGGAAGAUUGCACCUGCAAUCGCUACAGGCAACACAGUGGUGGCAAAACCCAGCGAGAUGACCUCCGUGACUGCCUGGAUGAUGUGCAAGUUGAUGCAGCAGGCUGGUGUUCCUCCGGGAGUAGUCAACAUCGUAUUUGGCACUGGGCCGAGAGCAGGCGACGCCCUCGUCGGCCAUCCUGACGUCCCAUUGGUUUCCUUCACUGGUUCCACGGCAACUGCCCAGCGCAUCACAGAGCGGAGCGCCCCUUAUUGUAAGAAGCUGUCACUGGAGCUAGGUGGUAAAAACCCUGCCAUCAUUUUUGCUGAUGCAAACCUGGACCAGUGCAUCGAGACCACGGUCCGCUCCAGCUUCUCCAAUCAGGGAGAGAUCUGCUUGUGCACCAGCAGGAUUUAUGUAGAGAGGAGCAUUUACUCUGAGUUCCUGGAAAGGUUUGUGGCUGCGGCUAAGAAGUGGAAGACAGGUGUGCCCUCUGACCCCAGCAAUAACAACGGAGCGCUUAUCAGCAAAGAGCACCUGGAGAAGGUUCGAAGCUUCGUUGCACUCGCCAAAUCUGAAGGUGGCGUCGUCCACUGCGGUGAGGGAGUUGACCAGCUGGAACUCCCUGAGCGCAACACCAAGGGCUACUUUAUGCCAGCCACCGUCAUCUCAGGCAUAUCUGACAGCUCCAGCGUCAUGCAGGAGGAGAUCUUCGGCCCUGUCACCUGCGUCAGCCCAUUCGACACGGAGGAUGAGGCCAUUUCCAAGGGCAACGGCGUGCGUUACGGUCUGGGGGCCACGGUGUGGUCCCGGGACGUUGGGAAGGUUCACCGGGUGGCCAGGCGGAUACAGGCAGGUAUGGUCUGGACCAACUGCUGGCUGGUGAGAGAUCUGAACCUGCCCUUUGGAGGGAUGAAGAAUUCUGGCGUGGGGAGGGAGGGAGGGAAGGAUUCCUACCACUUCUUCACUGAGGUGAAGACCAUCACGAUCAAACACUGAGGGAGGAGGGAAAGAAAUGGAUUGGAGAAACGUGGAUACAGUUUUGUAGUUAAUCUUGACAUUCAUCAGCCUCUGUCAGCAACUCUUAGGAAUUUCAAUGACACGUGUCUGCUCCCACCCUCUUGGAUUACUGGAGCCCGUAAUUAUGUCACAUUUAUAAAAUAGCCUACAAAGAGUGGAACAAUACAGAUGAAUAUACAAGCAGAAAUGCAAUAGAAAUGUCAAGUGAAGAGGAAAUAUACAGUAUCACAGUGCAAAACAUGCAUCUCUUUUUCAUUAGUAGAAUAUUUUUGCAAUAUUGAAAUGCAUUGAGUAGUGCGUGUUCAGCAAGCAAUUUUGACAAGAGGGCAUGCAAACACUGGUAAUUCAAAUAGAAAAGUGGAAAGGUUAGUAAAAAAGUACAGCUAGUAGAGUAUGUGCCUGAGGCUAACCAAAUCCAAAAAGCAAAUCAUUGUCCACUGGUACUUCUUCAGCUGUUUUGUAACACAACUGUUGUUUAAAUUAAAACACCUUAUAUAAAUGCUA
Messenger RNA from Perca fluviatilis (European perch), 2086 nucleotides. It is a transcript of the gene aldh8a1, whose product is annotated as aldehyde dehydrogenase 8 family, member A1. Gene Ontology annotation, biological process: retinoic acid metabolic process. The coding region runs from base 89 to 1561 and encodes 490 amino acids. The transcript is spliced from 7 exons. NCBI's taxonomy places the organism in Eukaryota, Metazoa, Chordata, Actinopteri, Perciformes, Percidae. The record is from RefSeq and is a predicted model, not a curated record. Gene Ontology annotation, molecular function: retinal dehydrogenase (NAD+) activity.